This is a messenger RNA of Babjeviella inositovora NRRL Y-12698, 417 nucleotides long. RefSeq names its product CAP domain-containing protein. The record is from RefSeq and is a predicted model, not a curated record. Gene Ontology annotation, cellular component: extracellular region. The transcript has a single exon. NCBI's taxonomy places the organism in Eukaryota, Fungi, Ascomycota, Pichiomycetes, Serinales. The annotation marks the transcript as partial.
GACUUCGAGACCACUAUUUUGGCCGCCAUUAAUGCCAAGAGAGCCUUGCACGGGGUUCCACCGCUCGUGUGGAACAGCACAAUGGCUACAUACGCCAACAAUUACGGUAACUCGGCCUACCACUGUAACGGAGUCUUGGUGCAUAGUGGCGGCCCGUACGGUGAGAACCUUGCCGCGGGUUACUCCACCGUUGGUGCCGUAGAAGCCUGGUAUGACGAGAUUGCAAACUACAACUUUGCGGACCCGGGCUUCAGCUCUAACACCGGACACUUCACCCAAUUGGUCUGGAAGAGCUCGACUCAGUUGGGGUGUGCCUACAUCGAUUGCACGACCAUCUGGGGUGAGUACGUCAUCUGUGAGUUUGCUCCUCCUGGUAAUAUCAAUGGCGAGUAUGCUCAGAACGUGCUUCCGCUUCUC